Messenger RNA from Xenopus laevis (African clawed frog), 3003 nucleotides. It is a transcript of the gene wwp2.L, whose product is annotated as WW domain containing E3 ubiquitin protein ligase 2 L homeolog. Gene Ontology annotation, cellular component: nucleus; cytoplasm. Gene Ontology annotation, biological process: ubiquitin-dependent protein catabolic process; regulation of monoatomic ion transmembrane transport; proteasome-mediated ubiquitin-dependent protein catabolic process. Gene Ontology annotation, molecular function: molecular function inhibitor activity; ubiquitin-protein transferase activity; ubiquitin protein ligase activity. NCBI's taxonomy places the organism in Eukaryota, Metazoa, Chordata, Amphibia, Anura, Pipidae. The record is from RefSeq and is a predicted model, not a curated record. The transcript is spliced from 22 exons. The coding region runs from base 262 to 2481 and encodes 739 amino acids.
GCGACAGUAAAAUAGAUAUAAUUUGGGAGAGCGGAGGAGAAGGAAGCAGGCAGAGAUAUAUUAUGCAUUUGCAAAGAAAGGGGGUGGGAAAAGUACAUUAAAAGUACAGAGAACGUUUGCUUUGAUUGGGGAGAAGCCCCUGGGAAUGGUGUAUGAGUGGAAUUGAUAAAAUGGCAUUAGGCAGACACUCUUUGUGCUUGAGGAGGGAUUGUGGUGGGCAGGCAAGCAUUCAGUAAUGGCGUGCAGUGUUGUACCUGGAAGAUGAAUAUUUGGUUUUAUAUAAUGGCAUCAUCAGGUUCUACUCAAACUAGUGAUGAAUUUACCGAAGAAAAAGAAAAUACUGUACCGUUGCAGCUUAACCUUCAAGCAACACACAGAGGAAGCAAGGCAUCUGGGGAUGAGCUGACCAUUGCUCCAGAUGAGCACAGGGAAGCAGGGAGUGCUCCCAUGUAUACAGAGAUGGAGGAUCUAGACUCUGAAAUUGUAUUUGAGAAUGGUCAUUAUGCACUGGAAAAAAUGAGCUCUCCACCUCAAAGUGCAAGCAGUGACCCCAGCCAGACAAUACAGGAGCAGAAUAACAGGAGCAACAUCACUGCGCUUGUCAAUGGAGAAAGUUCCUGUGCCACAAGAUCAGAAUUGGGGGUGUCUGCACAAGAUGAAGCAUCCAACAAUGUCAGCAGCCCUUCAUUGGGGUCAGAAAUACCCUCAGAAGACAAUGAGGACACGCACUCCUUGCAGCCUUCUGCUCUGACCCCCGCUGCAGAAGGCCUUCCCUCUGGGUGGGAGCAGAGAGAACUGAGCAAUGGACGGGUUUACUACGUAGACCAUAACACCAAGAGCACUACGUGGGAGAGACCCUUACCCCUCGGCUGGGAGAAACGUGUGGAUAACAGAGGUCGGUUCUAUUAUGUUGACCACAAUACUCAAACAACCACAUGGCAGAGGCCCACAGCAGAGUAUGUCAGGAACUAUGAGCAAUGGCAGUCACAGAGGAAUCAGAUGCAAGGGGCCAUGCAACAGCUGAGCCAGCGUUUCCUAUAUCAGCCUUCAUCUGCUGCUCCUGACAAUGACCCGCUUGGAGCUCUACCCAACGGAUGGGAGAAGCGUCAGGAUAAUGGCCGGGUUUAUUACGUGAAUCACAAUACUCGAACCACGCAGUGGGAAGAUCCAAGGACUCAGGGCAUGAUUCAGGAACCAGCACUACCUCCGGGCUGGGAAAUGAAAUAUACAAGUGAAGGCAUACGCUAUUUUGUUGAUCAUAACAAGCAUGCUACAACUUUCAAAGACCCUCGUCCAGGUUUUGACUCAGGGGUCAAGCAGGGCGACUCACCUGGAGCAUAUGACCGAAGUUUCCGUUGGAAAUACCAUCAGUUCCGCUUCCUGUGCCAUUCAAAUGCUCUCCCAAGCCAUGUAAAGAUCAGUGUGUCCCGGCAGACGCUAUUUGAGGAUUCCUUCCAGCAGAUAAUGAAUAUGAAGCCAUAUGAUCUCCGAAGACGUCUCUACAUCAUAAUGCGUGGAGAGGAAGGUCUGGACUAUGGUGGAAUUGCCAGGGAGUGGUUCUUUCUGUUGUCACACGAGGUAUUGAACCCCAUGUACUGUCUGUUUGAAUACGCCGGCAAGAACAACUACUGUUUGCAGAUCAACCCUGCUUCAUCCAUUAACCCUGAUCACCUUACUUACUUCCGGUUCAUUGGUCGAUUUAUUGCUAUGGCUCUUUACCAUGGGAAGUUUAUUGACACAGGGUUUACCCUGCCAUUCUAUAAGAGGAUGUUAAACAAGAAACCAACCUUGCGGGACCUUGAAUCCAUCGAUCCGGAAUUUUACAACUCCAUUAUGUGGAUCAAGGAUAACAACCUUGAGGAAUGUGAUCUGGAGCUUUACUUUGUGCAGGACAUGGAGAUUCUGGGUGAAGUGACAUCUCAUAAGCUGAAGGAGGGAGGUGAAAACAUCCGUGUGACUGAAGAAAACAAAGAGGAAUUUAUUGGGCUGCUUACUGACUGGCGUUUCACUCGAGGAGUUGAGGAGCAGACCAAUGCUUUCCUAGAAGGCUUCAAAGAGGUUGUUCCCCUGGAGUGGCUCCGUUACUUUGAUGAGAAGGAACUUGAGCUAAUGCUAUGCGGUAUGCAAGAGAUUGAUAUUGCGGAUUGGCAGAAGAAUACAAUAUAUCGUCACUACACCAAAAACAGCAAGCUGGCUCAAUGGUUUUGGCAAGUGGUGAAAGAGAUGGACAAUGAAAAAAGGAUCCGGCUGCUGCAGUUUGUAACUGGAACAUGUCGCCUUCCAGUGGGUGGAUUUGUAGAGUUAAUAGGUAGCAACGGACCUCAGAAGUUUUGCAUUGACAGAGUUGGUAAAGAUACUUGGCUGCCUCGGAGUCACACAUGCUUUAAUCGUUUGGAUCUCCCUCCUUACAAGAGUUACGAGCAGCUUAAAGAGAAGUUGCUUUUUGCCAUUGAAGAGACAGAAGGAUUUGGCCAGGAGUGAUCAAAUUGCUCAUCUAAGAUGAAAGAAAUUGGGGGAAAAGAAGCCUACCUAAAUGGUUGCAUAAGUGCACCUUGAUGUGUAGUAUUUCAGACAGACAUUUCUGUAUAUUAUAGGUGUAUUAUGUCUGUUUAACCACUCGGAUCCCUUGGAAGCACAAUGCAUUUCAUUUAUUAGCAGCUCCUAAUGUUUCUGCAAAAUCAAAAGUUCCAUUAUAUUUGGAAUCACAAGGGACUCGUGAAUGUUGCGUUAUUUGGAUUUCGUUUGGAUUUUGGCCAAUGAAGGCAAUUCUCUUCCUCAGGCCUGUUCCUGACCUUUUGCUUAUAUGUCGAUAUUUUACUUGUGCCAAUUAGCUUCUGUUGUAUCCAGCACCAAUGCUUCCAUUUUGGCUUUCUCUACAGCUUAUGGUUACGUAUUGUUCUCCAUUUUGCCUGAGACUGCCAGUCUAGAUAUGAUCUGAGGACAUUUUAAUACUGGAUCAACCAAAUCCAAUCAGUGUAGCACAGUUCAGGGACAGCCUGAAAA